GAAAAACUAUUGUUAUAUUUUAUAGUUAAUUACUUAGUUAUAUCAUAUACAAGAGAAAAAUAAUUAAUUUACUUAAGUGAGCUUGGAUGUGUUUUAUAACUUCAGUCUGGUUGGAAUCUAACCUAAUGUUUUGAAGUAGCAUUUCCAUACAGUAACAACAAUGUGGAGGUUUUUGAGUAAAUGUAAAAAACUAGUGCUUGAUGCACCUAAUCAACAGAAAUUAAGGACAUUCUGUACCAAUGGAAAUGUAGAUGUUUCAAAGAUCAGCGGAGGAGAUGAAGCAUUAGAGCAUAAAUUGAAAGUAAUCAUAUUGGAAGCAGAUGUGAUGAGACAGGAUGGUAAAACUGUUCCUUCACCAGAGUUUAUGACCUCUGACCAUUGGUCUGAACUGUUGAAAUUAGAAACACGAUCUUCAAGGAAGAAGUAUUUGCAGUUUCUGUUUAAAGUAGAGAAGAAAAAGGAGGGACAGGCACAAAAAAAAGAGAUAAAAAGAGUUGAAAGGGAAUCUCAAGAUUUUGAACCAAAUGUUGAUGGAGCUAUGAGGUAUGACUUGGGUCACAAUAAUAUAUUCUUGAGAUUCUUUGACAGCACAAUAAACCAUAUGUACAAUAACAAACUCAUGCAAGCGAUGCAAUUUGGACAGAAAAUAGUGAUUGAUUGUGGAUAUGAUGAGAACAUGACUAAGAGGGAAAAUAUUAAUUGUGCAAAACAGCUGAUGUUUUGUUUUGCAGAGAAUAGGAUACACAAUGAUCCAUUUGAUAUACAUUUUAGUAAUUGUCAUUUGGACAGAGAUUUGAUCAAGUAUUUGCACAAACAUAUUCCAACAAUGUACGAUGCCGAUUUCCCUAUGAACAUUCACGAAGCCAGCUAUUUAGAUAUGUUUCCGAAAAACGAAUUAGUAUAUUUAACGCCGCAUUGCAGGGAAGAGUUGAAAGAGUACGAUCAUAAUGCUGUUUACAUCAUAGGUGCAAUAGUGGAUAAGAUUAACAAUGAACCUUUAUCGCUGGCUAAAGCGAAAAGGGAGGGACUUAAGAUGGCUAAAUUACCUCUGGACAGGUAUUUGCAAUGGGGUUCAGGCGCUGGAAAGUCGCUAACCCUAAAUCAAAUGAUUUCCAUCAUGCUGGACAUAAAGACAACAGGGAAUUGGGAACAUAGUCUGAGGCAUGUGCCAAGGCGAAAAUUAGUUAAUCAUGAAAUGCAGCCAUCCAAAUUCAGCAAUUAUAGGCAGACAGAAGUUUCGAAUGUCAAGAAAUCAACAAGUUCCUGGAAACCUAAAGGGGACCCGAAGAAUAAUUUACUUAAUUUAAGGAAAAUUAUGAAUGAAUAAAAAUGU
Molecule: messenger RNA, 1333 nt
Organism: Nicrophorus vespilloides
Lineage: Eukaryota; Metazoa; Arthropoda; Insecta; Coleoptera; Silphidae
Gene: rswl
Product: mitochondrial ribonuclease P protein 1 homolog
Exons: 4
Coding region: 161-1327 (388 amino acids)
Biological process (GO): mitochondrial tRNA 5'-end processing; positive regulation of mitochondrial translation
Cellular component (GO): nucleoplasm; mitochondrion; nucleus
Molecular function (GO): tRNA binding
Source: RefSeq, a predicted model, not a curated record